Molecule: messenger RNA, 4605 nt
Organism: Amaranthus tricolor (Joseph's coat)
Lineage: Eukaryota; Viridiplantae; Streptophyta; Magnoliopsida; Caryophyllales; Amaranthaceae
Exons: 10
Coding region: 360-3923 (1187 amino acids)
Source: RefSeq, a predicted model, not a curated record
AGAUAUAAAUGAUUCGAUAAACACAUUAAAUUGUGUAAAAAUAAGUUUGGUGUAAGUAUUUUGGAAUGAAAUAACUAUUUAUAUGUUCAUAAAAAAUCAUUUAGUUAGUAAUAAUCUUUUUAUAUUAUUUGUAAAAAUAUCACUAUUAGUAGCAAGUAUUAUGGAACGAAAUAAUAUUGAUCAACAAGUAAUAUUCCUGCAUUACAUUGACACGUAUACUUGGGGAUUCGCAUCUUUCCAGGUUCUACUCCUUUCUUCAUCUUCCUCUCUCCAACGCUGUUCGCAAUUUUCCCCCUUCUCCAAUAAAACAGCCGCAUUUUUUUUUACCGUUAAUUCAAUUCGACAUUGAGAAAUCUGUAAUGCUUCGUCUCUCUCUCCGCCGCAUUCGCCGCCGUCAAUACCCUCUCUCUUUCCCUCAUCCUGCCCGAUCAUUUUGCUCUUCUUCCAAUUCCCAACCCAGAAAUCCUUCACAAUCCCAGAAAAACUCAUAUCCAUCUUCAAUCCUCCAUGUCAAUCCACCCCCCACCUCUUCGCUUUCUCCCGUCUCUUCGUCUCUCUACCCUUCUUCUCGUACUGCAUCUCUCUCUUUCCUCGCCCUGACCGCCAUUGCUACUACCUCCUACCUUCUCUAUUCCAAUGAUAAUGGCAACGGCAACGGCAAUCGCAAUCUCUCUUCCGUGAUUGAAACUGCAAUCCACCGAUCAACUGAGUCAACUCACCGUUUAAUUCAUCGUUUGAAGAAUACAGGUGCUGCUGCUUCCGUGCUUUGGCAAUCGCUUCGCUCCGUGCUUUCGUCCGCUAAUUAUGAGGUGCGUUCGGGAUUUGAGUUUAGGGUUGCGGCUUUUUUGGCGGAUAUUGCUGCUGCUAAUGCUUCCCGGAGAGCUGCUAUUGUUACUGCAGGUGACGGAAAGGUAGUUGAUUGGCUCCUUCAGACGGUUUCAGGAGAAGUAAGUGGGACACAGGCAGAGGCUGCUAGAGCAUUGGCUUACUUGAUUGCUGAUCCUCUUGUUAGGCCUCAGGUUUUUGAGAGGCCUCAUUCUGUUCCUCAUCUUCUUAAAUUCAUUUUCUCUUCUCAACCUCAGCGCUUCAAAAAGAAUUCAAGAAUUUCUGAUUCAUUGAAAGGUAGGAGCAUGCUUGUUGCUGCUAUAAUGGAUGUUGUGACUUCCACUUGUGACAGUAAAGGCAAUGUCAGGUUCCAGUCAUGCCUUCCUGCAAAUGCUGAAAUGAGAGACAUUGCAUCAGCUAUUCAAGUAAUCGAAGGAGGUUUGGAUCUGGAUGAUCCACAUGCUGAAGAAGAUGACGAUGGCGGGAAAGGAUUGAAGGGCAUUGGUAUUAAAGUUCUUGGAGGGACAACUGUUAUAGGACUUUCUAGGACUAAUGGACUAGUGGAUUAUGUUGACGAUGAUACUUUAUCAACCAUUAAAUACAAUUCUAGAAGCCGUUUUUAUCAAAAAAAGAAUGAUAACUAUCUAACAGAUGCGAAUUUAUCUUCUGCUGUAGUACCUGGCCUCUGGGAUGAUUUACAUUCUCAGCAUGUUGCUGUGCCUUUUGCUGCAUGGGCAUUGGCUAAUUGGGCUCUGGCCUCGGAGGUUAAUAGAUUACAUAUUCAAGAGUUAGAUCAAGAUGGAAAUGUGGUUAUGACUGCCUUAGCAGCCCCUGAAAGAUCAGUGAGAUGGCAUGGAAGUUUGGUUGCUCGAUUGCUUUUAGAGGACAAUAAUGUUCCAUUAAGUGACUCUGUUUUAGACUGGAGUUCUUGUCUUCUUUCAACAAUAUCACAAGCUUGUAGAACUGAUGACAUACCUCUGGCAUUGGUGGCUUUGUCUGCAUUUAUGCUUUCUGUUGAUAAGAGUCCAGGAGCGAAGAAAGUCGUUAUGGAGAAAGGUCUUGAUUUGAUGAGAGAAACUGCUAAAAAGACAACACAACAUAAGGAUAUCCAAGAAGCAUUGGCAAGAGCAUUAGAACUUAUUUGUACAGAUGAAAUUCAUUUCUCUCUUGAAGAAAGUCUUAAAUGGUCUGGUAUCCUGCUUUCCUGGGCAUGUGGUAAAUUUUCAUCAAAAAACACACGAUAUUCAGCAACGAAAAUUUUAUCAUGCAUCCUUGAGGAUUUUGGGCCAUCUUCUGUCUUAAUUUCUCAAGGAUGGUUAACUAUUCUUCUAAAUGAAGUUUUGGACUCCACCAAGACCGCAUCAUGGAAAGGAGCCUCUCAGCCAAAGAGCAAUACUGUGAAGACUCAAAUUGAUCAAUCCAACAUUCAAUCUGGUAUACAAAUUGCCAAUCAGCUGGCAACGUGUGUUGUUAAUAUAGCUGCAAAGCAAUUGGGGUUUGCCACUGGUCACACUGACAUAUUCCCCGUUGCUGAUCUUCUGUCCCUAGAACCUUUUUUGGGACCAUUUAAAAGCUUAAAUAAAGAUCAGAUCCCUAAAUAUGAUGCUGCAGACUUGGCAGUGGCGACCCUCAAGGGAAUCAAAUCGCUGACUGAAAUUUGUGCAGAUGAUAUUGUGAGUCAAAACAAAAUGGUUGAUUCUGGUGUUUUGUGCUUGUUGCGGCGUUUUUUAUUGAGUGAUGAUUAUGAAAGUCUUGCUGCCAUUGAAGCAUAUGAUGCAUCUAGAAUUAGGGAAGGACCAGAACAGACUAGUGAGGUUCAGGAUGAAUCAAAACCUGAUGCUAAUUCUCAAACAAAGGUUCGAAUCCCGCCAUCUGCUCACAUAAGGAGGCAUGCUGCUAGACUACUAACUAUCCUCUCAGCAUUGCCAAAAGUUCAAAAGACCAUUUUAGCUGAUGUAACUUGGUGUAAUUGGCUGGAAGAAUGUGCUAAUGGAAAAAUUCCCGGUUGCGAUGAUCCAAAAAUUCAAAGUUAUGCUAGAGCGACCCUGUUAAAUGUGUUUUGCCAUGACAAACGGGGCUCGGACUAUGGGAAGAGUGGUGGUACUGGUACUACGAUUGUGAAGGAUAAUCGUGUUUGGCCUCGCUAUGAGGACAUGGUAUUUCUGAUCAAUCCUGAAUCACCGCACUGGCAAUGCCCUGACAAACCUGUAUCGGAGAGUUCAAAUAAAUACUCCAGUGAGGAUAACGACAUGAGCUCAUACAGUCCUUCAGAGGGUAACUUUUCAGAUACAAAGGUCCCUUCUAUAGAUGUAAUUUUUGUUCAUGGUCUGCGUGGUGGGCCCUUCAAAAGCUGGCGCAUUUCUGAAGAUAAAUCAUCAACUAAAUCUGGUCUUGUGGAGAAAAUUGAUCAAGAAGCGGGGAAGCAAGGAACCUUUUGGCCAGGUGAAUGGCUCUCAGCUGACUUUCCUCAUGCCCGUUUGUUUACACUUAGAUACAAGACAAAUCUUACUCAGUGGUCCGGAGCUACCCUUCCACUUCAGGAGGUCAGCUCAGUGCUUUUAGAGAAGCUUGUUGCAGCAGACAUUGGCGGCCGCCCUAUCGUCUUUGUGACACACAGCAUGGGUGGAUUGGUAGUCAAGCAGCUGUUAUAUCAAGCUAAGGCAAAUAAUUUGGAUUAUUUUGUGAACAACACUGCUGGAGUUGUGUUCUAUAGUUGUCCUCAUUUUGGCAGCAAACUGGCAGAUAUGCCCUGGCGGAUGGGCCUUGUGCUUCGUCCUGCACCUACGAUAGGGGAGCUAAGAAGUGGAUCUCCAAAGUUGCUUGAGCUUAAUGACUUCAUGCGUCAACUUCAUAAGAAAGGCUUACUUGAUGUUCUUAGCUUUUGUGAGACCAAGGUGACUCCGAUUGUUGAGGGUUAUGGAGGAUGGGCUUUCCGCAUGGAGAUAGUUCCAAUUGAAUCAGCGUAUCCUGGAUUCGGAAACAUUGUGGUAUUAGAGUCAACCGAUCAUAUUAAUUCCUGCAAGCCACUCAGUCGUGAAGAUCCUUCAUAUACAGAGAUAUUAGAGUUCUUGCAUAAAGUGAAAGCUCAGCAUACAUGAAACGGAGAAAGGAUUUGUUACACUCAUUUAAGCCAGAUACAUCAAUUCUUUCCUUACAUAGUAAAGUGAGUUUCCUGAACCCGAAGCUCAGUAGAAGUGAUGAUCAUAUUCGUUGACGAUAGGAUAUGUUAUUGCAAUUUGCACGAGCUUCUCCUAUCCUAAAGACGGCCUUUUGAUGAAGGAACUUAAAGGAGUUGCUGCUAGUCGGAAAUGUGUGGUUCAGUCCACAGGAAGUAUUUGGUCAUUGUCAUUAAGGGUUAAUGUUCUCCAAUUUUAUGCUUUUUAGGCCUGCCCUUGUACAGUUGUAUGUUGUAAAUAUAAUGGGUUAUUUGAAAAAAAAAAAAAACUCAGCAUUCAACUGUAAAUGAUUUUUUUUUUCUUUUCAUGUAAUAUAUAUAUACUAUUAUACGCAUAAGAUUUAUUGUGGUUGGUUCAAAUGGAGAGUUUUAUUUUAUUUUAUAUAGAAAAGGAGUUAGAAAAAUCUGUAAUUGAUAGACUAUUAAACAUUUUGAUUAAUGGUACUAUAGGAGUUUGAAUUUUGAGUGUUAGAUUAGACCUUUAAAAAGGAUCACAAUAGCGAGAUGGGCAAUUGAGAUGUUUAUGCCAUGAGUUUAGUCUAUAAAGUGAACGGAUUUCAUGUGAACCAUAAUAACGCAAUUUUGAUAGUUAAAUUUUCUUUUAC